GUUUAUAAUUUAGGGUAUCUUACAUUCCUCUAAAUGUGUCCACCAGUGUUUAGAUAUAAUGUUAUUAUGUUAAACUUUCUGUAAAUGUCAAACUACUUUGGUCACAAUUUAUUUCAACAGUUUAGCAAGCCAACAGUUUAUACAUUACAAAUAACUUCUGACCGAAACAAAUCAUACAUCUUCAAAAGUUUCUCUAAAAUGAGCGAACCAGUUUUACACACAAGCGUUGAUGCUCCUUUUCGAUUAUUACUGUCUUGUGUGAAAGUGGAGAGUUCAGAGGUCCCCACAGCGGUAACACGUGUGUCAUGAGAUUACACAAACAUAUUUAAAGAUGGCUGCCAUUUACUCUGGCAUCCAACUGAAACUCAAAAACACCCGAACACCCUGGCCAGACAAACUAAAACUUGCUCGAUUUGCAUGGAUAUCAACACAGUGCCUUCUUCCUAAUAAAGAACAGGUUCUGUUUGACUGGACAAAUCAUGCUCUCACUUGCUUUUACAAUAAGAAAGUGGAGAUGCCUCCAGAGGUGGUGGAGGGUUUAUGGACCUACCUUGAUGAUAUCCUUCACAGCAGGAAGCUUCAUAAUGUGCUGAGUCAAGGAAAAACCAUUAGCCUUCGUCUCACAGUAGCACAGAUAAUCAAUGACAGGAUUUUGGACUAUACUUCAGGACUCAGAUCUGUCAGUUUCCACACCAUUCUGAGCUGUUGCCAUGGUAUCUUGACCUCCCCGGUGCUCUCUGUUAUCUACACUGCUAAGUAUGAGUUAUUAGUGCAGCUUUUGUCUCGACUCUGUGGCUUGACCAGCAUGCAGCUCAGACAACAAAAAUAUGAGGAGCCUCUCUCACUCAAAGCCUUUGAGGUUCUUCUUGUUGUCCUUAGCAAUUACCUUACAGUGCAGAAACAGCAGGCAAACUCCAACCGAGUGUUUUUCCAGGUAACGGCACAUCUUCUUCAUCCGCUACUCCUCCUCAGACACUUACUGAACACUAGAGUAUGGACCGAAAAAGAUGAUGUCAAGAUUCGACAGAAUCUGAGCAAGGAAAUACGGACCAAAGUGGAUGCUGUUCUCCAGUCAGCACUCUUCCUUUCUGAUCAUUUACAAUCUUACAAGGUAGAAGUUUCACCAUCCGAGAAUGAAGCUGGGGAUAGAAAGAGCCAUAUAGGAAAAGGCUUGCAAGGCCCUCUCAAUACAAUCCUUACAAGGAUUUGCAUCCAUGGAGCUAGCGAAGAGGAAGAGGCACUAUUUUAUGCCGUUAAAUCAAACUCUCUCUCAUUGCUAUUUAAAUUUGCCCUAGAUUCUUUUUGUAGAGGCGGAGAGAACAAGCGAGUGAUCUUUCACCUCAUGGCAAAACUCAUUACUGCUUUGGGGUUCACAGAUGAACUAGACAUUGAUGAGAAUUUCAGAGCAUCAAACUGGGGUAUCUGUUUACUCGCUCUGGAGAACCUCCUGAACUCCUGUUUGGUCGGUGAUAUCUAUAAUGUAGCUGCAGACAGAAUACAACACGGAGAGGUGCAAUUCAAUUUCUACAGGAAAGUGGCUCGCCUAUUAUUUAACAAUACACAGAUGGGCGUCCCAGCUUGGUACCGCUGUCUCAGAGCUCUGCUCGCACUGAAUCACCAAAUCCUAGAGCCAGAUUUAGAUGAGCUUCUCUCAGCUGUGUGGGUUGAUGCAGAAAACAUGGAACUACGUGUGAGGAAAGCCAGAGAAGCACUUGUGUCUGCCGUCUUGCAAACUUAUUCCAAACUCCGACAGCUGCCUAAACUUAUCGAAGAGCUGCUUGAUGUAGUGUGUCGGCCUGCAGCAGAUGAGUUGAGACCAGCUUUGUUGCCGGAAGCGAUACAAAAGACCCUGAGUCAGUGUUUGCUAGACAAUCCUCUCAGGCAAAAUCUUGAGAUCUGUGGGCUCAUUUUAAAGAGAGUGCAGUCCUGUCUGCUUCCCCACAUUCAAGAUGAAACAUCGGAUUUGGCACUGAAAGUCUUUUCUAUGAGUUUGCUCCUUCAUGCUGUGCUCUUCAGUUUUAAGACUUUGGACAACAGCACCCCUGUGCCAGUUGUAAAGCAAACUCUAAGUUUGAUGACAGAAAUGCUAAAGGUUGUUGAAGAUUUGUUGGAGCAGAAACUUGCCACAAAAGGUCCUUGGAUGGAGAAGGUUCAAGAGGUGACUCUUCUGCUUGCUCAUACUUGGGUUGAGGCAGAUGCUCUCUUUCAAAUUCACUGUACUAAGUACACAUCACCUUCUGCCUCUCAGAGUAGCACUUUAGUGGACAAAGCUCUGAUGCUAAGGAACAUGGACAGUCCACUUGGUAAACUAUUACAGAAUCUCCUUGCUCUCCACAAGCUGAAGAUACACUUGCUCAAAUCAUUCAGUGAAUCAUCAGAGAUGCAGAAAAUGGCUCAGUUUAUUCUGAACAGGGAAGAACUUUCAGUAAUACACAGCCUCGACCAGAUGUGGGACUUUCAGUUUUGUAAUGUGAAUUCCAGCACUUAUAAUGCAGCCCACUGGUUUCUUGUUACCUCCAACCUUCCAUUAAUUGCCCCUUAUCUUGAUCCAAACGACAGGUCUGUUUUUGCAGAAUGUAUGUUAAAGUCUUUGCUUCAGAGCUUGGAUGCCUCUGGAAGCAAUUUGGAGAACACUGGGAUCUCUGUCUGCUUAAUAUCAAGACAAUUACUGGAGAGUCCUGUUCUUUGUGAGCUCCCUGAGAUUUUCUCAGCGUUGACGAAGUGCAUCAUCAAGGCGUUGUUUGGACUGCUCGACUCAUCACACAUGCAGCUUAUUUGUCCUUCAUUUUUGACGCCUCCUGUAGAAAACGUUGAAGUCAAAGAUGAAGAAAUGGGCAUGACACCUUCUAUGAAGAGACUCAAAGCUAUUGGACUGGAGAUGUUGUACUCUGUCAAAAUGAAGUCUUCUGUACCUCUAUCUAAAAGACAGAUAAAUGGAUUACUGCAGCUAGUCAAAGUCACAAGUGUCCUGAAUGGAUACGCAAUGUCCUAUGAAGACUAUUUAGAACUUUUUCUGACUUUGUUAACACUGACGUCCACCAUUCAGUGUGUUGAAGAAACAAAUCUCUCUGCAUUUAUUGAGUUACUCAAAGAGCUUUUUAGUGUCAUGGCUUCACUCUUGCUGGCCAAAAACUCUCAAAGCAUCCUGAAAGUUAUUCACGGAAGUAAUCUCUUAGAGGCAACAAUGACAACCCUUUUCUCUCGGAGCAGCGAAGGCCUCUUCAAGAGUUUGGAUGGUCCGACUUGGUUGUCUUUCCUUCAGUCAGUUCAAGAUUUCAUCCAGUCCCUAAUUCGGCUUAUAAUCGACAGGAAAAGCAGCAUAUGCCUCAAUCUGGAGAAAUUUACCUCCUUCAUGGUUGAAUGUAACUUCACAGCAAGAGUUCUGACUGUAGACACGGGAGAUCUCUUCUCGCUGCAGCUUCAUCUGGUAACUUUAAGCGCACUUUGCAGAGAAAUGAUGACAACCCUCGGCAAGAACAAACAGCUGGACCAGGCCCUGACUCACUUGUUAGAGAAAGCCACUGCUGUCAUGGAGCCAGCCAUUCAGGCUGUGUUGAUGGGCAAGGGAAGUUGUCUCCUCAGGCAGUCCUUCUCUGUUGAAGUGGUAACGGUCAUGAUCAGGUGUGAACUAGCAAGAGCUUCAAGCUCUAACGAUGACGGCCAGGAAAAAAUAUCCAGUAUGCCAUUCUAUAGGAGCUUUUACCAGCAGAUCUUAAAAGAGCUGUUCCCAUCACCUCGUCCUAUGGACUUCCUCAUUUCAUCGAUUCACUAUCUUUCUGCAUUCCACAUGGCUGCAGAGAAGACCAAAGUGGCAGAUCUUGAAGAUCUUCAUAUUGAGAUUUUGCAGAGUAUCCAAGCGCUGCUGUCAGGAACGUGGAUGUCUCUGACAGACGUGAAAGAGCUGGAGGGUCCAGUGAAGGAACUGCUUAAUCAGCUGAUGUCCAACUGUUCUCAAGAGCAGUUCCAUCUAUUUCUGCUGAUGCUCAGAGAGGGGCUUGUGGCAGCCAAGGUUGAAGGAGGCCAAUGCUCUGAGGUUCUGUCCGCAGUGACUUUAAUAAAGCUGCUUGCCUGUUGUCUUUUUCCAGAGCAUUGCUCAAAGGCUUUUUGGCUCAUCACCCCACAAAUAAUAUCCAGCCUCAUUUUCAUAAUAAAGGAAUCCAGCAAACUCCCCUCUCUGACCCGUGUGCUGACAGUACCAGGUCUCGAGGCUCUGACCGUCUUGCUCCGGCAGGGUAAAGCACAAAUCUCCAACCCGCACCAGGUGAUUGUGGUUUUGGGCGCACUGCAGUUUGUGCCUCUCGAUAGUCAUUGCAUGGAGGACUAUCAUUCUGCUUUUGAGGCCGUCCAUGAAGCUCUGUUUGCAAUUAUCCACUGCUACCCUCAGGUAAUGCUGAAAGCUUCUCCCACCUUCCUGAAUUGCUUUUAUCGCUUAGUUUCUUCAGUCAUGCAUGAAGGGAAACAGCGGAGUGACACUGACAGAGCUUCUGAGAAAGACAGAGAGAGUCUUCUGAAGUGUGCUAGGCUGGUGGAGAGGAUGUACACUCAUGUUGCCAGUGCUGCUGAAGAUUUCACUGUCCUGUCCUCCUUCAUGGUCGCGCAAUACGUCAGUGAACUGCAGAGGGUGACGCUUCAGCCAGAAAUCAAGGCACAUCUAACAGAGGGAAUAUACUGCAUUCUGGACCACUGUGUUGAACAAGACAUCAAGUUUUUGAACACCACCCUUCAAAUGGGCGUCAAGGAGGUGUUCAAUGAACUGUACAGUAGUUACACACACUAUCACAAAUCUCAAAGACAAGGGGAAGAAAAGUACACUGUUUGAUAGUUAUAUUUAGUGCCCUAAAUGUGUCAAGGAAAUAAACCUAUUUUGUCUUUUUACUUCUGAUUAAUCUCUUAUAGUUCUUAAAUCUUAAAGAUGGUGAUAAAAACAGUUGUAACUUCAUCCAAAAACAAAAGUUGACAUUAUUUAGCUGUGCGUAUGUUUUUUUUUUUUUUUGCAAAGCUUUCUUUUGUGUAAAAUAAUACAAUAUAUUUUAUCCACUCUAGAAAAUGCAGUAGCUCUGUUGUUUAAUUUCCUGUGUUUUUAAAAAUAUCAUUUUCUUAUUAAAGAAAAAAGUCAUACAGGUUUGAAAUGCCAUAAGGGUAAAUAAAUGAUGACCAAAUG
Molecule: messenger RNA, 5161 nt
Organism: Danio rerio (zebrafish)
Lineage: Eukaryota; Metazoa; Chordata; Actinopteri; Cypriniformes; Danionidae
Gene: urb2
Product: URB2 ribosome biogenesis homolog
Cellular component (GO): nucleolus
Source: RefSeq, marked provisional